Perca flavescens (yellow perch) is the source of this 1705-nucleotide messenger RNA. Its product is annotated as glucose-6-phosphatase. The record is from RefSeq and is a predicted model, not a curated record. Gene Ontology annotation, cellular component: membrane. Gene Ontology annotation, biological process: gluconeogenesis; glucose 6-phosphate metabolic process. The transcript has 7 exons. NCBI's taxonomy places the organism in Eukaryota, Metazoa, Chordata, Actinopteri, Perciformes, Percidae. Gene Ontology annotation, molecular function: glucose-6-phosphatase activity. Bases 283 to 1341 code for a protein of 352 amino acids.
UCCAGGUGUGGCAGGAGAGUGGCUCCAGGCCAAAACUGUAGAGCGACAUGUCCCAACAGAGGCAGGAGAGGCUGCUGGAAUGUAACUGCUGUGAGGGCUGAUCUGUGUUGCUGCAGGCCCAGGAUCAGAUCAGGAAGGACAGGGAUACAUGGUGUGGAAUUCUUGUUGGUAGCUGGAGGUGCAGGGCUGUGUUCGUGGACUCUGGGCAGUCGACACGAAUGGAGCUGUGCAGUCUGACUGGGUGAAGGAAGUGACUACUCAUGGGAGUGAAAGAAAGUGGUAAUGGACGUGCUCCACAGCUCCGGUUUGAGCAGCACAUACUACCUGCAGACCCAGUUCAGCCACAGCCAGGGCUACUUCCUCUCAGUCUCCAAGGCAACGGACCUACGCAACACCUUCUUCCUGUUGUUCCCCAUAUGGUUUUAUGUACGGCAGGCUGACGCCAUCAGACUGGUGUGGGUGGCAGUGGUGGGAGACUGGCUCAACCUGAUGCUGAAAUGGCUUCUGUUCGGAGAGCGUCCCUAUUGGUGGGUUCAGGAGACAGGUUACUAUGGCAACACCUCCCAGCCAAUGAUAGAGCAGUUCCCCAUGACCUGUGAGACAGGGCCAGGAAGUCCGUCGGGUCAUGCCAUGGGGGCUGCAGCGGUCUACUACACCAUGAUGUCAUCACUCCUCGCCACAGUGCUGAAGAAAGAAGGACAUCAAAUCAGGAAAUGGUGUGUGCGUGUCUCACUGUGGACACUGUUCUGGUGCGUGCAGCUGUGUGUGUGCCUCUCCAGGGUCUUUGUCGCUGCUCACUUCCCACAUCAGGUCAUCACAGGUGUUUUCAUAGGUAUCCUGGUAGCAGAAGCUCUCAGCCGGACCCAGCAGAUCUACAAGGCCGGCCUGUGUUCUUACCUCCUCGCCUCCCUGCUCCUCCUCUCCCUGGCUCUCCUCCUUUACCUGUGCCUCCAGCUGGUAGGCGUCGACCUCCUCUGGAGCGUGGAGAAAGCGCGGUGCUGGUGCCACCGAGCGGAGUGGGUCAGCGUGGACACCAGCCCCUUGGCCAGCUUGUUCAGAAACACUGGGACUCUGUUGGGCCUGGGCGUGGGGCUCCACUCCCCUGUGCAUGCGGUGGUGGGCAGGGGGUCUGAGGGCGCCAUCUACAGAUCCAUCUGCUUGAGCGCAACGCUGGUGCUGCUGCAGUUGUUUGACUCUGCUUUUAGGCCCCCUGUCCACGGCGGAGCUCUCUUCUACCUGCUGUCGUUCUGUAAAAGUGCCACGGUGCCUCUGGCUACGGUGGCUAUUGUUCCCUACUGUGUCACUGCAGCCCUGGGAUACAAAGGGAAGAAGCUGCUUUGAGUCGUAGCAUAGCAUGUACUGUUGACCAGUGGUGGAACGUAACUACAUGUACUCAAGUACUGUACUUCAGUACAAAUGUUGAGGUACUUGUACGUUACUUGAGUCUUUUCUUUUCAUGCCACUUGCUUUCAAGUGGCACCGUCUGCACUAAUGAGUUAGUGAGCUGAACUGUGGUGAGGAUUGUACAGGACAGCAAUAUCAGACCGGAGGGCUUAAGCAAAAGGCAAAAUAAAUCUUCACAGCAAACGAGAUCACACACACCAAAGCAACCAUCACAUAUACACACUCGUAUGUUACAGCACCUCACACAAGCACAUUUCAGAGAGAAAUAUUGUAUUUUUUACUCCACUACAUUCAUCUGUUA